GCCGCCGACGCCAACCACAGAUGACCUGUUCAACAAUGACAUAUCUGCAUCUUCUUAUACAAGGUUAGGUCAUUGCACUUGCCACUGCACUGAAAUUCCAAGCUUUUCUGAUCAAUGAGAUCCAACGCUGUUGCAAGGGGGAAGUAUUGGUGAAUCUACAUACAAACUUCCUGCACGAUUUCAUUUUCUCGCUGCUCAAGUGAUGUCAAUAAGAGGAGGAACAGGGAUGAUGGUUGAGUAGGAAGUGCUAUUUGGGUUUUCAACUGGCUCCUCUGUUUCUGCGUUGUUUAAUUUGUGAUUGUGUGGUUGUCACACAUUUAUCUGUUCUAUACUUUGUCCACUAUUUUCUGCCAGAGAAUUCAUUUUCUCGAUGCUCAAGUGAUGCCGAUAAGAGGAGGAAUAGAGAGGAUGCUUCAGUAGGAACUGCUCCUUGCGUUUUCAUCCUCCUCCUCUGUCUCUGCAUCAUAUCCUUUCAGUUUGAGAGAUGAUUGAAGAGUAGUUGCUCCUUCAGCUGCACAAUUCAUGUGACACAAGGAAGAUGAAGCUUUUAGCCAGGAAGUGAUGGCUCUCCAGUUUCCAGCUACCUCUCUGCUGAUUUGCGUCCUUUAGCUCUGGUUUGCUCUGCCUCUGCUCAGGUGAGGAAAAGGAGAGGAGGAUGCGAGGCAAUCUGGUUUGGGAGACAGUACUGUCUUUGAAAGAGGUGUAUUUCCUUCAUUCCGUAUCUGCCUAUUAAUUGGUUAGCACAAUGUGUUCCAUUAAGAUUAAUUCAUAGUUACGAAGUGUCAGUAGUCUCACAAACUUGUGUUGCAGUUGCAGGCGUGUAUCAUUGUCGGUUGAUAUUUUUUUUUCGAGGGAUACCAUUGUGAAUUCUGUCGAAUUUACUGCCUCACACUGCUGCUUGAAGUGAUCCUCUGGGUCUUCUCCAGUCAAGGAAGAAUAAGGUCAUCUGCUUGCAGUUCUGGUAGUGCACAAAGAGUAAUCGUGACUCUUUCAUGGUGACGACCACAUAUUGGCUAUCGAUGUUCAGUUCAUUGAGGGAUAUUAUUUGAGCAAUUAGUCUUUGUUCCUCUUCCUUCAGUAUUGAGUUGACCUUCAGAAACAAACUGUUGUUGCUGCUGGUGGAUGAUCUUGCAUCCUUGACUUCUAUUGUCAGUCAGGCCUGUUGAAAAUAGGUCUUUGAUUCAGGUCCAAGUUCAAUCGUUUAUGGAAUAACACUGUGAAAGCUUGCUCAAGGAAACUCACUAGCUAGUCCCUCAUAUUACUGGUUUUCUUAGCUCUGAAAAGAUAUAUUGGUGGUGGUGGGUCUGCUUCAGGGAUUCACCUAAUGGCAACCAUAUUAUUUUCUUUUGCGGGAUCAUGCAUCCAAAAGCUCCAAGAACUUAUUAUAGAGGAAGCGAUACAGAUACUAGGUGUUAAACAAGAGCUUAGUGACCUGCAACGAACAAUGACACAAAUACAGUGUUUUCUGAAAGAUGCUGACCGGAGGAGGAUUGAAGACUUAGCAGUUAGUAAUUGGAUUGGUGAGCUGAAGGAUGCAAUGUAUGAUGCUGAUGAUAUAAUUGACAUGGUCAGGUUUAAAGGGAGCAAUCUACUAGGAGAAAACUCUUCAUCAUUAUCAAGAAAAUUAAUUACAUGCAAUGGAUUUGCAACUUUCUCUUGCUUUUUGAAUCUAAAGACACGUCAUGAGAUUGCGGUACAGAUUAGAGGCCUCAACAAAAGAAUAGAGAUGAUUAAAGAGUUAGGUACAAAUUUCAAGUUUGAAACAGAACCUAUUGAUAGAGUAUUAGUAUCAAAUAUGAGAAAAACAUCCCACCUGGUAGAACCAAAUCUUGUUGGAAAAGAGAUCAUACAUGCUACCAAUAGAUUGGUAGGGUUGGUGCUAGAACACAAGGACAAGAAGGCUUACAAGAUGGCAAUUGUUGGAACAGGAGGAGUUGGAAAAACAACACUAGCUCAGAAAAUAUACAAUGAUCAAAGAGUGAAGGGUAACUUUAAGAAGUAUGCAUGGAUUUGCGUUUCCCAACAGUACUCUCAAGUUGCUCUAUUGAAUGAAAUACUUCGAAAUGUUGGAGUGGACAAAGAAAAUUGUGAAAGCAUCGGAGAGCUUCAAGCCAAACUUGCAGAAGCCAUUGAAGGAGACAGCUUUUUCCUUGUGUUGGAUGACUUGUGGGAGUCUGAUGUAUGGACCAAUUUACUAAGAACUCCACUCAAUGCUGCAGCUCAAGUAACAAUUGUAACAACAACUCGACAUGAUACAGUUGCAAAGGCAAUUGGAGUGGAACACAUGCAUCGAGUCGAAUUGAUGUCAGUGGAAGUAGGAUGGGAGCUGCUUUGGAAGAGUAUGAACAUAUCUGAUGAGAAAGAAGUGCACAACGUGCAGGACAAAGGAAUGGAAAUUGUUCGAAAAUGUGGUGGCCUUCCUCUUGCAAUUAGGACUAUGGCUAGUGUUCUUGCAGUGAAGGAGACAACAGAGAGUGAAUGGCAGAAGAUUCUAGACAAUGAUGCUUGGUCCAUAAGUAAGCUCCCUGCUGAACUCAGAGGUGCUUUGUACUUGAGUUAUGAUCAGCUACCACAAAACCUGAAGCAAUGUUUUCUUUACUGUGCUUUGUAUCCUGAAGAUUGGACACUACGUUGUGAUGAUCUUGUCAGGCUCUGGAUUGCCGAGGGCUUUAUUGAAAAGCAAAAUAACCAACUACUAGAAGAUACAGCAGAAGAAUACUUCUGUGAGUUGGUCUCAAGGAACCUCCUCCUACCAGAUCCUCGGUAUGCAGAACCAUACAGGUGCACAAUGCAUGACCUCUUAAGACAACUUGCUCAGCAUUUAUCAAGAGAAGAGUGUUUCUUUGGAGACCCACGAUCGUUGGAUUGCAGGAGUAUAUCUAAAUUGCGACGUGUGUCAGUUGUAACAUGCAAUGAUAUGAUCUCUUUACCUAUUGUGGACAGGCAUCAACUCAAAGUGAGAACUUCAAUAAAUUUCUGUGGCAAGUCAUUGGUAGUUGAAUCUUCAAUUUUCAAGCGAUUUCCAUAUAUUCGUGUUUUGGAUUUAAGUGGGUCAAGUGUAGAAAAUAUUCCAGAUUAUAUUGGAAGUUUGAUUCAUUUGCGCUUGUUGAAUCUUAAUGACACCAGCAUAACUUGCCUUCCGGAGUCUAUUGGUUCUCUCAAAAACCUUGAGGUAUUGGAAUUGAACAAGUGUGACAGUUUGCACAGCCUUCCUUUAGCAAUCUGUAGAUUAUUUAACUUAAGGAGUCUUGGUCUCAAAGGUUCGGCAAUAAAUAAGGUUCCAAAAGGUAUUGGGGGUUUGAAAUACCUCAAUAAUUUAGAUGGAUUUCCAAUUUGUGGUAGAAGUGAUUAUAGCACUGCAAUGCAAGAUGGAUGGAAUCUAGAAGAGUUGGGUCCUCUUUUGCAGUUGAGGCAGCUUCUUAUUACAAAAUUGGAAGCAUCUGCUGUUUGCAGUAUAGAUUCACUACUAACUAAUAAAAAGCAUCUUAAAGAAUUAUAUUUAUAUUGCACUGAAUGUGCGGAGGAACCAUACUCUGAAGAGGUUAUUAGUAAUAUUGAGAAGGUAUUUGAUCAGCUAAUACCUCCAAAAAACCUGGAAGCUCUAGUUUUGAAGCGAUUUUGUGGUCGGAGGUUUCCUACCUGGUUAGGUGCUGCUAGACAUUUGCCUUCACUAAAAUACUUGAUACUUAAACAUUGCAAAUCCUAUACGCAACUUCCUCCAAUCGGGCACCUUCCCAACUUGAAAUUCCUGAGAAUCCAGGGAGCAACUGCAGUCACCAAGAUUGGACCUGAAUUUAUUGGCUUGGGGGUGGGUAAUUUCGGAUCUCCAGAGGCAGUUGCUUUCCCCAAGCUUGAAAUUUUGUCCAUCGGGUAUAUGCCCAACUGGGAGGAGUGGACCUUUGUAGUUGAAGAAGAAGAAGCAACGGCAGCAGGUAAGGAAGGUGGAGAGGAUGGAGCUGCUGCAAAGCAAAAGGGGGAAGCCCCACCUCCAAGGAUGCAGCUGCUGCCACGUUUGAAGGGCCUGGAUUUUUACAGCUGCCCCAAGCUGAGAGCUCUUCCACGGCAGCUUGGACAGGAAGCCACCAGCUUGAAGGAGCUCCGAUUAAAAUUCAUGGACAAUAUUAAGGUGGUGGAGAACUUCCCAUUUCUGUCUGAGGAACUUUCAGUCUCAUAUUGUGAAUGCCUGGAGAGGAUCUCAAAUAUUCCCCAGAUGAAACUGUUGCGUGUAGGUCUAUGUGAAGCUCUGAGGUGUGUUGAGGGUUUGGACAAGUUGCACCAGCUGUUUCUGACAGAGGAUAUGGAAGAUGUCUCCUCACAAUGGCUAGCUGGACUCCAAGAGCGUCACCAACAGCUGCACGGAGAAGACCUGGAUGUCUACCCUUGGGAGGAGUGAUACUUUUAUAUAGCUACGAAUGUGCAAGCUACAUGACGUUGUAUGCAUGGAAGGAGUGCAUGCUUCUGGAUGAAGGACUGGAGAAUGAUUGUUCAAGAACCACAGCAAUCAGGAUGAGCAAACCACUUCCAUCAAUAAAAAGAAUAAAAUAUGAGCUAACCACAGCAAUUAAUCAAGAUGAGCAGACGGCUUCCUCUCUUGUUUCUAGACUGUGGGAAGGCUUGCGUCUUGUUAUUUAAGUGUUUGACCAUCCUUGUGGUGUAUGUAUGAAUGAAAACGUGUGCUACACUGCUACUUGAGUUUCUCAAUUAAUUCUGUGAUGAACUUGCACCUGUUGUAGAUUGUGAUCUUGUAAUGCGAAGAACUGCAUCGGCUGUUGCGUGCUUUCUGUUGCUGCUAGGAAAAGUGAGCUCUUGUUUCGCUGUUCCUACCAACAUUAAUGUAUAUAAAAAAAACUGCUCUUACUUAUUUUA
Setaria italica (foxtail millet) is the source of this 4866-nucleotide messenger RNA. RefSeq names its product putative disease resistance protein RGA4. Gene Ontology annotation, biological process: defense response to other organism. NCBI's taxonomy places the organism in Eukaryota, Viridiplantae, Streptophyta, Magnoliopsida, Poales, Poaceae. The record is from RefSeq and is a predicted model, not a curated record. Gene Ontology annotation, molecular function: ADP binding. The transcript has 7 exons. The coding region runs from base 1325 to 4393 and encodes 1022 amino acids.